This is a messenger RNA of Danio rerio (zebrafish), 817 nucleotides long. It is a transcript of the gene h2az2b, whose product is annotated as H2A.Z variant histone 2b. The record is from RefSeq and is marked validated. Gene Ontology annotation, cellular component: nucleus; nucleosome; chromosome. Gene Ontology annotation, molecular function: DNA binding; protein heterodimerization activity; structural constituent of chromatin. NCBI's taxonomy places the organism in Eukaryota, Metazoa, Chordata, Actinopteri, Cypriniformes, Danionidae.
UGGUUAUUAGGCUAGAACAUACCGCGCUAUCGCUGAAGUGCUCAUCAUUGUGUUUUCCCUCCGUUUCCAGCGAAAAGAGAAGCAGCUCAUCUGGCGAAAUGGCAGGAGGCAAAGCAGGAAAAGACAGUGGAAAAGCCAAGACGAAAGCCGUCUCCAGAUCUCAGAGAGCUGGUCUGCAGUUCCCUGUAGGCCGUAUUCACAGGCACCUGAAGACCCGAACCACCAGCCAUGGCCGUGUCGGAGCUACAGCUGCGGUUUACAGUGCUGCUAUCCUGGAGUAUCUCACCGCUGAGGUGCUGGAGUUGGCUGGAAACGCUUCUAAGGAUCUGAAGGUGAAGCGAAUCACUCCCAGACAUUUACAGCUGGCCAUCCGCGGAGACGAGGAGCUGGACUCGCUUAUCAAGGCCACCAUUGCUGGAGGAGGAGUCAUUCCUCACAUCCACAAGUCUCUGAUUGGGAAGAAGGGUCAGCAGAAGACCGUAUGAGGAGCCAAUCAGCACUGCUUUUCUUCAGUUUCCCGUUCGUUUGCUUCUGUUUGGUAAAGCGUAGUUUAGCAUAACAAUGGUUAGCGUUUGACGUACUGUAUCCUGAUGAUUAGCGCGGGGCGGGGGGGUAAUCAUGCUUGUUUUAGUUGGGGGCGGGGUCUGUGUGCUUUCGGGGCUUCGUUAUUGGCUUUUUAAAAAUUGUUUUAUACAUUUAAAAACCUUUUGUUUUGUUUGUUUUCUAAGUGUUUCUGUGAGUUCAUUCAACACGUCUCGUGUUUUGGCUUUGGUGCUGCAAGGAAUCUGUUGAAAUGAAUCCUGAUAUGAAUCACUCU